Trifolium pratense (red clover) is the source of this 2795-nucleotide messenger RNA. RefSeq names its product paired amphipathic helix protein Sin3-like 4. The transcript has 18 exons. Gene Ontology annotation, cellular component: histone deacetylase complex; membrane; chromatin. The record is from RefSeq and is a predicted model, not a curated record. Gene Ontology annotation, biological process: negative regulation of transcription by RNA polymerase II; defense response. Bases 823 to 2637 code for a protein of 604 amino acids. Gene Ontology annotation, molecular function: transcription corepressor activity. NCBI's taxonomy places the organism in Eukaryota, Viridiplantae, Streptophyta, Magnoliopsida, Fabales, Fabaceae.
GUGUCAUUUUGGCGGCCAAUAUAUAUAUUUAGUGCCUAAUUAGUCAAAAAAAAAAAAUUAGUGCAUAAUUUUUUUGUCAAAUAGUUUAUUGGCUAAAAUUUAGUUGAUCGGAGUUCAAACCCCGACCCCUAUAUAUAAUGCAAUAUUCUACCAACUGAGUUAAGCUGAUAAGACAAUUUAGUGCCUAAUUAACAAAAUAAUUUGGAAUAAGAUUAUCAAUAAUACUUACAGUCUGAUACGCUCAAUGCGCCACUGUAGAUCCGCAAAAUUGAGAUUUCUGCUCCUGUUCACCAUUCCAAAACGAGUGCCAGGUUUGAUUUCUUGUGCGAUGCCGUUCCGGGAAGAACUGCUUGGCGAUUCAAGGUUAGGGUCGCUGGGAUAUGGGAAGUAACUGGUUUGAUUUCCUUUUCUUCAAUUCUGCUUUUUCAUUUAUAGUUGUUCUGACUUUGUACCUAUUGCUUCUUGUUUGGUUGAUUGGCUUGGACUGCAUCAUCAAGGGUUUGAUUUUGUUUGUUUGUUUGUUUCAUUUCAAGGUGCUAUAGGUUGGGUGCACACCUGACUACAUCUUCCUCUUGCAAACAAUUCUCUGAACAGAUCCUCAGGUUUGAGAGAAAGUCUCUACAUUUAUGCUGUUUAAUUGAGAGAAAGUCUCCUGGUCUGGGUUUGAUUGUUUGUCCGAUGUUGUUCCUGGGAGAACUGCUUGGGGGUUCAAGAUCCGGAUUUCUAAGCUUUUGGAGGUUCAAGAUCCAGAUUUCUAAGCUUUGGGAGGUUGUUUUAUUCUACUUCGGUUGAAAUGGUUCUUGUUGAUACUAAGAGGAGUUUAUGUCUGACCUAUUUGUGCAUACAAGUGACGAUCGAGUUGCGCUUCCAUGGUUAAAGUUACACUAUAGAGCAUCUGGUACCAUUUUUGUGCUUGAUCAGACAUUUGAAUGUUCAAUUGAGUGGUCUGGGCAACCUCAGAUGAUGAAUGGAGCUGGUCAAAAACUGACUACUAAUGAUGCCUUAGCGUAUCUCAAGGCAGUAAAGGAUAUUUUUCAAGAUAAGAGGGAUAAAUAUGAUGAAUUUUUGGAGGUCAUGAAAGAGUUUAAAGGACAGAGAAUUGAUACUGUGGGUGUCAUCGCUAGAGUGAAGGAUCUUUUUAGAGGUCACACAGAUUUGAUAUUAGGAUUCAACACCUUUUUGCCAAAGGGAUAUGAAAUCACCCUUCCGAUAGAGGAUGAGCAACCUCACCCGAAAAAGCCAGUUGAAUUUGAUGAAGCUAUGAGUUAUGUGAACAAGAUAAAGACUCGGUUUCGUGGCGAUGAUCGUGUUUACAAGUCAUUUCUAGAAAUAUUGAAUAUGUACAGAAAGGAAAAUAAGUCUAUCGACGCGGUCUACCAGGAGGUUGCUGCCCUCUUUGAAGACCACCCAGAUCUUCUUGACGGGUUUAUUCAGUUUCUUCCUGACGCUAUCACAGCUGCCUCUACUCAUGCUGCUGCUCGGGAUUCUGUGUUUCGUGAUAGGCGCUCUGCAAUGCCAACAGUGCGGCAAGUGCAUGUUGAAAAGAGAGAAAGGACCAUUGUUUCACACGGUGACCGUGACCCCAGUGUUGACCGUCCUGACCCAGAGCAUGAUGGACGCUUGUUCAGGGCUGAAAAGGAGCAUAAGAGACGUGUGGAGAAGGAAAAGAGCCGCAGAGAAGAUAGAGACAGGAGAGAACGAGAACGAAAUGAUAGAGAUUAUGAGCAUGACAGGGGUCGAGAUAGGGAACGGUUAUCCCAGAAACGGAAAUCUGAUCAUAAGGUUGAAGACUCAGGAGCUGAACCAUUGCUUCAUGCAGAUCAAAAUUUUGGUAUGUAUAGUCAAGAGUUAGCUUUCUGUGCUGAAGUCAAAGAGAGAUUACGAAAUCCUGAUGACUACCAGGAAUUUUUGAAGUGUUUACAUAUUUACAGCAGGGAAAUUAUUACUCGACAAGAAUUGCAGUCACUGCUUGUGAUGUUAAUAGGUACAAAACUUCAACAUGUUGUAGCCACUUUAGCACUUGAAAUCUGGGAGCAGCAGGGUCCAUCUGCCAGAACACAAGUAAAGCCACGCGAUGGUUUGUUUUGGUUCAACAAACCAGAGAUAUUGUUAUGGCUAAUACAAUUUGUGAUAUUUCAGAAUGCCUUUGAAAUGGCUUCAUUUAUUUGGACAUUGUGGGGAUUUAAAGAACAAUCAUACUUCAUGAGACACCAUUAUAUGAUCAUCAUUCGGCUGACAUGUGGAGUUUUUGUUCAGUUCUGGUGUAGCUAUAUGACAGUGCCCCUUAAUGUGAUAGUUUCACAGAUGGGAUCGCGAUGUAAGAAGGUUCUAGUGACAGAGAGUGUUAGAGAUUCCUUACACAGUUGGUGUAAGAGAGUAAAACAGAAAUCUAAGCAUGAUCAGGGACCAGUAACAGUGGUAUCUGGCACUCUAACUCGAACAACUUCCUUAGACUUAGAGUCUUUGAAUCAGAUGACAGUAACUUCAGUAGACCAGCUGAAUUUUCUGACUUCAAACAACCUCGAUGAUUCAACCGAUUUGUCAGAAUCCGUACAUAUUAAUUCACAUUACAAUAAUGUUGACAACGGAGAGGAAGCUAAAGUUGAGACUCUUCUUGAUUUGUUUCACAAAACAUGAUCAAUAUUUUGUUUUAUAUAAGUCCUACUGCAUAACAAGUUGAAAUUCUAAAGUAUAGUAUAGAUGUGCAAAUCAUUCUUAAUCGCUAUGAAGUAUAGAUGUACAUUAUAUAUAUAUCACUAUUAGAAGUAAUAAAUUUAGCACCAAAAUUUGGAAUA